Messenger RNA from Cryptococcus wingfieldii CBS 7118, 4239 nucleotides. Its product is annotated as DNA replication ATP-dependent helicase Dna2. The transcript is spliced from 12 exons. The record is from RefSeq and is a predicted model, not a curated record. The coding region runs from base 1 to 4239 and encodes 1412 amino acids. Gene Ontology annotation, cellular component: cytoplasm. Gene Ontology annotation, biological process: replication fork reversal. NCBI's taxonomy places the organism in Eukaryota, Fungi, Basidiomycota, Tremellomycetes, Tremellales, Cryptococcaceae. Gene Ontology annotation, molecular function: 5'-flap endonuclease activity; single-stranded DNA helicase activity.
AUGGCCCCUUUUGGAAGAGGCGACGUGAAACAACAGAAAGCGACACCCACAACGACUUUCUACCCCGCCAAAACGCGUCCAGUCAAUCAUUCCUCCCAGAGCAAACGCGUCCCAACGAGUCCCGUCAAGUCUCAAGCACGCCCCAGCGUCGCUCGCACACCGAAGACGGCAUAUGCUAGAGAUCUGGAGAACGAGAAGAAGGAGCAGCCAUCGCAUCAAGAUGAUCAGGCGAUGAUGGACAGCCUUCUGGCAGGGCUCGACGCGUCGGUGUUUGACGACUGGGGCGAGAAUUCGCAACCUUCGCCGAAGAAGCCUCGUCUUCCACAAGGCUCCUCCUUCUGUUCGCCUCGGAAAGAGAAACGCCCAAGGCCAUCCAAUGUCAGAAUCGAGCCCGUGCCACCUACCAAGCGGGCCAAAGCCCUGUCACCGAGAAAGGUUGUUGUUGAGCAAAAGCCCUCCGUGGGUACAGGUCCACGAGGGUCUUUGGGGGAGACUGUGGCGCAGAUUGUAUCCCGAAAAUCGGCAUUUGCGCCUACAGUCGUCAAGCGAGAGGCUCCGACAUCGCCCAUCAGGGCCGAGCGCACACCAGAGGUGAAGGUUGAAGUAGACAUCCCCCAAAGCCACAAGCCCGUCAACGCUGUCAAAUCUCCCAAACAGGUCGAAAAGGUCAAGCCGGAGAUCGAGGAUGAGGAUAUGUUUGAAUUCGAGUUUGGCCUGGAAGACUUGGACUUUGAUGAACAGGAGCUAUUGGCUCGCCCACCUCCCGUCAAGUACCCGGUAGCUCACCCCAACGUACCGCCUGCUCCUCCGGGAUACGAGCCAACUGAGUGGAUCAGGUGCACAGUCGAUGCCUGCUUGGAGGGACACUUAUUUGAGGACGGCAUCAUUCCUUCUCCUGCAGAAGUCGAACGGCUUCCUCUUGCCGAUGACUGUGCGGCCAAGACUCUCAUCGUGAGCAUCGCUCGAGGUAAAGGCAAACGGGUAGUGCAUCUGAAGGACAGAUGGGCCGACACACUUGUCAAAAAGGAUGAUAUCGUCAACAUUGUCUCCCCUUGUCUAUCUACUCCCUCUACAACUCCCAUCGCCAUUACCUUCCGCGACCCCUCCACCUUCCUUAUACACCACCCCGAUCUCAUGCUCACCAUGACUUCCAUCGCCAACGCCAUGCCCUGCCCGCGCAAGCCUAUCCUCCAGACCCUUAUCAAAACCCCCGCUCCUCCCACAAAGCCACUCCUCUAUGGUACCGUGUUGCAUCAACUUCUGCAAGACGCUCUUCUGGAGCAAGAAUUUGGAGCGGUGGAGACUUUCCGAAGGCUGGACAAGGAGUUGAAGAAAGAGGAAAGACGGCUGGAAGUUUGGGGGACUGGUAUGGGUAUACAAGAUGUGAGGGAAGAAGUUGGCCAGAAGGCGGGAAGGGGCUUUGAGAUCUUUAAAGAAAACUGGGUUGGCCCUGAGCCAAGAGCACAAGGCGAACUCCACUCCAGUGCUGGGGAUCAACCCUCUCUACUCGCACUCACAGGCCUUCACGAAGUCGAAGAAGACAUUUGGUGCCCCAAAUGGGGUCUCAAGGGUAAAGUCGACGCUUCCGUGCAAGUCAAGAUCGCGAAAGAGCCCUCCAAGGGCAGUGAAGCAGAAGAGAAUGUGGCGCCUUUGGAGAUCAAGACGGGAAGGAGUGUGGGCGUGAUGGCACAUAGAGCGCAGACGAUGUUGUAUACGCUGCUGAUGGAGGAUCGGUAUCGCGUCCCUGUCACGGCCGGACUGUUGUACUACUCUCAGUCCGACACCAUUCUUCGUGUGGAAGCAAAGCCUAUGGAGAUUCGGGCUCUGAUCAUGGCUCGAAACGAACUUGCGUUCUGGUUAUCGAAGCAACGCAAAGUGCCCAAGCACAUCUCUGAAGAGGAUCAGCCUGUGGAGAUCUUAAGGGGCGGGGUGGUGAAGAAGGAAAUCAAAGCAGGGCAGAAGGUGGUUGUGGAAGAGGCUGAAAUGGAAGAAGCGUUUCUGCCGGCCACAAUCGACAACCCGAGGGAGUGUAAGAUGUGCUAUGCGAACGAGGCCUGUAUGCUUUACCGCCGGGUCAAUGACCAGAUGCCUUAUGAGGAUGACGACCCCAUCGCCGAGCAGUAUCGCGACAUGACAAGCCACAUGACAGACAAGCACGCUCAGUUCUACAAAAAGUGGGACACCCUCUUGACCGUCGAGGAGCAAGACACGAUCAGAUUCCGAUCCCACCUGUGGACAAUGACCGCAAAGCGGCGGGAGAAGAACGGAAGGUGUUUCAGCGACAUGAUUAUUCAAUCUUACUCGAACGACAUUGGUAAAUCUCUCGCGAAGAUCCACCGACACAGCUAUACCUUCACCCGUGCCCCCUCCACCGACCCAUCAUCUGACGAACCCGUAUCUCUACUCUCUGGUCAUAUUGCCAAAGGUGAUCCUGUCUCCCUCUCAAUCGAGCCGGAUCUGCUCUGCAUGUGGCGUGGAUUUGUGACAGACUUGACACAGACAAGCGUCACAGUCGCCGUGACAUAUGUCAUCGACACUCAGGCUCUGCUCAAGAGGACAGGCAGGGAGCACAGAGUGCUGAAAGCUGACAAUGGGGAAGGGGAGGACAAGGUGAUGUUCAGGAUCGACAAGGACGAGAUGUCGAGUGGCAUGAUGAGAAUGCGAAACAAUCUCGCGCAGCUCUUCUACAAGAAUGGCGAUGAGCAACGUAGGAGGUUGAUUGUCGACCAAGAGGCGCCCGAGUUUGAGCCAUCCUGGGGGCCAACUCCAGAGGAGAUUCCGGCAUCGCUUAAUACCGAUCAGCAGCAGGCAAUGGAGUCUGUCCUGACUGCACGGGACUACUCGCUCAUACUCGGUAUGCCUGGUACGGGCAAAACGACGACAAUCACAGAAAUCAUCAAAGCUCUCGUGGCAAGGGGAAAGAGUGUGUUGUUGACGAGUUACACACACUCGGCAGUAGACACGAUCUUGAUGAAGUUGGUCAACGCCGAGUUCGGGGUGUUGAGGCUGGGUAACAUCGACAAGGUACAUCCUGAUGUGCAACAUAUGACGUUGGAAGCGUACGAGUCUUCGGCUAGCAUGGACCAGCUGGACGCCCGUUUAAUGAAACCUCCAGUCGUCGCUGCCACUUGCCUUGCCAUCGACCACCCUCUUUUCUUCCGCCGGAAGUUUGAUUACUGCAUCGUCGACGAAGCCUCCCAGAUCACUCUACCCACCUGCAUUGGGCCGCUUCGUAUGGCAGACAAAUUUGUCCUCGUUGGUGACCAUUACCAACUUCCCCCCAUCGUCCGUCAUCCCGAAGCUCGCCGGGGAGGGCUCGAUGUCUCACUCUUUCGACAUCUGUCCUCUGCCCAUCCACAAGCCGUCGUCGAUCUGUCCUACCAGUAUAGGAUGAACGAAGACAUCAUGGCAUUGUCAAACAAGCUGGUCUACGAAGGGCGGCUGAAGUGCGGCAAUGAGGUGAUCGCGCAGAGCGGUCUCAAGCUGAGGAAUCGAAAGACCUGCAAAGAGAUCUACGGGGCCGACAAAUGUAGCUGUAUUGACGGCGACUGUUGGGUCCAAGAGCUACUGGAUGAGAGUGCCAAGUGUGUCUUUAUGGACACCGACGGGCUGCCCACUUUGGACUCUAGAGUGGGAGACUUGAUUCAAAAUGAAGUCGAGGCUGAGCUUGUCUCGCAGUUUUCCACAGCAUUGGUGGCUUCUGGGAUCCGACAAGAAGACCUCGCCGUCAUCACUCCAUACCGACAGCAGAUCAAACUCCUUUCGUCGUAUCUGACCCCGCUCCCCCGGGUCGAGAUCUUGACUGCCGACAAGUCACAAGGCAGAGACAAGGAUUGCAUCCUAGUCUCACUCGUUCGUUCCAACGACACUGGUGCUAUUGGCGAUCUUCUCCGGGAUUGGCGCCGAAUCAAUGUCUCUUUCACCAGAGCCAAGAAGAAGCUCGUGAUCAUUGGCAGCGCCCGUACACUCGGCCUCGAUCCGCUCUUCGGAGAGUUCAUGGAACUUGUAAGAGGGAAGGGUUGGGAGAAGAGGCUGAAAAAAGGGGAUGACAAGCUGCAUGUCGUUGAUGUGCCUGGUCUGAGGCAGAAGAAGAACAGCGGGACGUUGAAGAAGGAGGUGAAGAAAGAAAAGGGGGCAAGGGAGACACAGAAAGAGAAGAGAGUUCUUGGUGCUGGCAAGGCUAUCUUGAAUGGAAAGGGACCGUUCGCGAAAGAGAUAAUGGUAGGUUCUUCUCCUUGA